GGUGUGCAUCAUUUGAUUUGUAACUACAACAACAACAAAGAUGGCGGCCCCCAUUUGUCGGUCACGGCUGUCAAAUAUUACAAUAUUUUCAAAAUUCAUUCGGAAUGGAAAUGAUUCAAAGCCCAUUCGUCAUUCUUUUAAUAAAACCUUUUGUAGGGCCUACAACCAGACCAGGAACACAGGAUUAUCUUGGCGAAAUAUACGAAUUGGUGCCAGCAUUGGUCUACUUUCAUCUGUUUUUGCGGGUAAAAUGAUGAAAGAUGCACUGGCAACCACAGAGCUACGACCUGCUUCAAGAACAGAAAAAGGUAUCAUAGAUAUUGGGGAUCAGAAUAUCACCUUGUACCAGUUCCAAUCCUGCCCCUACUGCUGUAAGGUGCGUGCUACACUGGACUUCUUCGGGUUUCCCUACAGCGUGGUGGAGGUGAACUCUAUCACCAAGUCCCAGCUGAACUUCUCAGACUACAAGAAAGUACCGGUCCUGGUUGUCGAUGGAAAGCAAGGAGACACAGAUUUUAGCCUGCAAUUUUGUGACUCUUCCCUGAUCAUGAGUGCCCUUGCCAGUUAUGUUUUUGAUCAAAAUACCCCACUGAACAAGCUACAGGCGUGUUACCCUGGAAUUAAAGAACAGAAAGGUCGUAAAACGGUGUGGGAGUUUCCCAAUAAGUAUUUCAUCAUGUAUGGAGACAAUAUAGCUGACAACAGAUCGGAAAAAGAAAGGAGUGAGGAAAGAAAGUGGAGGAAAUGGGUGGAUGAAGUCCUCAUGCAUACAAUAUCUCCAAAUGUGUAUCGGACACCACGAGAAUCUCUUGAGGCCUUCCAUCAUUUCUCGGACUGGGGUGAGUGGGAAAAGAACUUCUCCACGCCUACAAGACUCUUUGUGGUGUACGCAGGGGCUGUUGCCAUGUACUUCAUUGGUCGAAUUGUGAAGAAGAGACAUAAUAUCAAAGACAAUUCGCGUGAAUCCCUGUAUGAAGCCUGCGAUACCUGGAUGGAGGCGGUGGGGAGUGGGCUGUUCUUUCAUGGGGACAAACCAGGCCUUGUUGAUCUGUCAGUGUAUGGAGCCCUGCACUCUUUUCAAGGCUGUCAGGCCUUCAAGGACCUCAUGCAGUGCCACAAGGUCAAGGACUGGUAUGAGCGCACUGAGGAGCAGAUAGACACCCACCAGGGGGCCAUGUUGCUAGGCAAAAAGCCUGCCCACCAUCCAUAGUGCCUUGUUGGUAGGCUGCAAGCCUGUGCACCAUCCACUGGGCGUAUGGAAGUCUUGAACAACUCUUGGUUGGAUUUGGUGCAAGAUUGGUGUUCUUUAGCCAGUAUUUGGGGAACUAUUUUUUUUGAAAGAAUAACAAAAAAAUGAAUAAGUAAUCACUACUUUGAGAUUAAUUCACUGAUCAUCAACUGGGCCUUGAUCUGGGAAAAUGGGGCUUAAGGCAUGUGCCCAUGCUUAUCAGGAACAACACUUUCGGCCUAGACUGGAUUUUAUUAUAGAAGAGACUUAAGUGAAAGGACUAAUGGCAUAAAAGUAAAGUUGUGUCCAUGAUAAACCUGUGCAGAUCGCACAGGCUAAUCUUGAGACGAUUCUUCACGCACAUGAAUAAAGCCCAGUUUGCUCAUGUCUGCUAGUUGAGUAAGAACAGCCCUUUUUGUAACCUUUUAGUUGAAUUAAGUACCUUGCUGCUUUUGGUAAUUUGUGAUAGCAUUGUAACAAAAAGUAGUAAAGAUCAAAUAAAAAUAUUGUUUUGCUCUCCCCCUCCCCCUGGAAAUGUUUAUUUCGUUUAGAAAAUAUUGAAUAUCUACAUGAAAUUAUAGGUAAUUGCUCAAUUUUCUUGAAUAUUUGCCAAACAGGAUUUUAUAUCUUGUUAAAGUUGCUUAUGAGACACUUUCCUCGCUAAGGGAUGAGCAAUAGAAAGAAUAGCUUUGUUUUGUGUUUGGAGCAGAUAUUCUUACCCUGCUGUAGAUAGAAAUCAGAGAAAUUCCUUUAAAAAUAAUCAUGUGUAAGUCAGUGUGUGUAUAUAUUUAUGAAAUCCAAUAAUGAAUUAGUGUGACGUAAUAUCAGGUAAUUAAAUUAAUUUUGUAAUCUUUUACUGGAGUUUACAACUUGAUAUGGUAAAACAUUUACUAAAAAAUGCCAUAACAUAUAUAACUUGCAAUAGUGCCAAAAUAAUUUAAAUACCUGUUGAUUUAGUUGUUACUUUGAAAAAUAUUUGUGUCAAUCUCUUAAACAGACAUUGAAGAAUUGUUAUGCCCCCGAAGGUGGGCAUAAAUUGAUCACAUUUCUGUCCGUCUGUCUGAAAAUCCAUCACACUUUGUGGUUAGGUUUCGAAAAAUGCUAAUUACUUGUAUGUCGCUUCAGAUGUAACCAUCAUAUUUGGUAUGCAUGUGUAUAUGGACACGGCCUUCCAUAUGCACACAAAUUUUGACCCCUUUGACCUUGAACUUAGCGUUUAGGUUUCGAAAUCUGCGUUUAGGUUUUGAAAAAAGCGAUUUUCCGGGGCAUAUGUCACCCUAUGGUGACAGCUCUUGUUUUAUUAUUCUCUUGAUUAACAAAAUAAACUGUUUUCAAAUCUUUGUAUUCCCCACCAAAGGCGGAGGCAUAUAGCAUUGGCGUUGUCCGUUCGUCUGUCACAAACGUUUUAGGACUAUAUCUCAGAACUAUAUAAUAUAUAAACAUGAAACUUCAUAGGUCUAUAGAUAUCAAUCAGGAGAAGUACCAUGCUCAAGAACCAUAAACCUACAAUAUACAUUUUUCUUAAAUAAAAGUAAUUGUUUGUUUUUUUUAAUGCUGUAACUGUUGAGCGCUAUAUCUCAUAUAUCAUACUAGAUUUCAACAUGAAACUUCAUGGGUUUAUUGAUAUCAAUGAGGAGAAAUGCCAUGCUUAAAGGGAUCUUUUUACGUUUUGUUAAAUUGACAAAAUUGAAAAAAUUGUUUCAGCUUUGCAAAUUUUCGUUUUAGUUAUGAUAUUUGUGAGGAAACAGUAUUACUGAACAUUUACCAUGGUCUAAUAUAGCCAUUAUAUGCAUCUUUUGACGAUUUUAAAACCUAAAAAUUAUAAAGCGUUGCAACGCUAAACGAUUGAAUAAUUUGGAGAGUUCUGUUGUUGUCGUUUAAUUUUGUGACACUACAAAGAUUGCUUUUAUAAGGUAUAAAAUUCGUCUCCUAUGUAUACUCGGCAGAAUAGCCGAGAAGGUAAAAGCGUUUUUACUUCAGGACCUCGGCAGGACUCCAGGGGUCACUGGUUCGAAACCUGCUCCAGGCAAGGUUUUUUUCCUUUUUUUAAUUUCAUUCUUUAUUUUUUACUGCAGCUUUUACGAUCAAAUGUUUACAUUUAUCAAUAGAAAGCAUUUAAUUAAUAACUUCAGAACAUGCCAAAAUCUAUGAAAAGGCCCCUUUAAGAUACAUCACCCUUUUUUAAAGAUUUAUUGCCCUUUGCUUUUUGUAUUAUGUUACUUUUCAGGGCUAUACCUCAGAUACCAUACAAGAUUUCAACGUUCAAUGCAUAAAAUUACCCUACACCUUUUAACGGCAGGGAGGCAUAUAGCAGUUGAAAUGUCCGUCUGUCUCUCCGUCAGUCAGUCUGUCCGUCUGAAAACCUUUACAUUGCCCAUUAUUUUUUAAAUAUUGAAGAUAGCAAUUUGAUAUUUGGCAUGCAUGUGUAUCUCAUGGAGCUGCACAUUUUCAGUGGUGAAAGGUCAAGGUCAUCCUUCAAGGCCAAAUAUAUGGCUUUAAAGUGGGGCUGUAGGGGGCAUUGUGUUUCUUACAAACACAUCUCUUGUUUUUUAUUAUACCGUAUAUCAAGGGACGUGCACCCAUCGAUAAACAAAAUGUGUUUGGCGGGGAAUAUUAAUUCAACAAAGUUGCUUGUUAUCCCCCAACAAAGGUGGAGGGAUAUAGAAUUGGCAUUGUCAGUCCAUCUGUCUCUCACAAACUUUUGAUGGCUUUAUCUCAGAAACUCUCUCUCUAUAUAUAUAUACAUGUAUAUCAAUGAGAAGAAAUUGCGGGGGAUAUCAAUUGAAUUGAACGAAUUUACAUGUUUAUAUUGCAUUCUCUGGGUAUAAGUAGUAAAGGUAAAUACAAAGUUUGUACAUUAUUCAGUGAUUUUGAAGUAUGAAGCUUGUUUUAAUUAAAUUAUUUUGAAUUGAUGUGAAUAAAAGUUAAAAAUGUG
This is a messenger RNA of Dreissena polymorpha, 4163 nucleotides long. Its product is annotated as prostaglandin E synthase 2-like. The record is from RefSeq and is a predicted model, not a curated record. Lineage: Eukaryota; Metazoa; Mollusca; Bivalvia; Myida; Dreissenidae. Gene Ontology annotation, molecular function: prostaglandin-E synthase activity. Gene Ontology annotation, cellular component: mitochondrion. The transcript is spliced from 6 exons. The coding region runs from base 41 to 1210 and encodes 389 amino acids.